Molecule: messenger RNA, 1653 nt
Organism: Pyricularia pennisetigena
Lineage: Eukaryota; Fungi; Ascomycota; Sordariomycetes; Magnaporthales; Pyriculariaceae
Exons: 4
Biological process (GO): inosine biosynthetic process; adenosine catabolic process
Molecular function (GO): adenosine deaminase activity
Source: RefSeq, a predicted model, not a curated record
UUUUUAUCUAUUGCAGCGGCCAUGGAGGAAAAGUCAUUCAUCAUACCGCAAGAUUUUGAGUCCGUCGGGGAGUAUGCUAAAGUUCGAACUUCCCUGAUCAAUACCGAGAAGAGCAUAGGCUGUGAAGGCAGGACCCCGCUUGCCGACAUCGAAAGCCAAGCUCAGCAAAUCGUGCAAAAUCUCAAGAUAUGGGAGAAGAAAAACCUACACUGCGUCUAUCCCGACGGCUGCGGGUGGGAGGCCGGUCAUCACUUCCUGCAUGGGCUGGAUGCCAUCGACAAGAGCCGCGUGUACAAGAUCGUGCAGGCAGCACCAAAGGGAGCUCUUUUGCACUGUCAUUUUGACAACAUCCUACCCCCACAGACCCUCCUCGAGUCGGCAAGGACGCAGGAGAACCUCUACAUCAAAACCGACUGCCCCCUGACUUCCAAGUGCUUCUUCGAUGGCGCGCUCCCCCAGUUUCGCUUGCUGCCCGAGGUUGUGGCCGUCAGCGCGACGAACAACAUCUUUGCCAAGACGUACGUUGCGGGGUCGUGGAUGAAGUACUCGGAAUUCUUGGUCCUGUUCCCCGGCGGGCCGACCCGGGCAGAGGCAUGGCUCAGCAAGCAAAUGGUGAUAGGACCCGAGGAUGCUUACCAUCCGAACCAGACUGUUGAUGGUAUUUGGCGCCAGUUCCAGCGGAGUGUCAAUAUCAUGCGAUCGCUUCUCUCCUACGAGUCAGCAUAUCGUCAGCAUUUCCGUAACAUCUUGUGGAAGUUUGCCCAAGACGGCGUAUCGUAUGCUGAAAUACGCUUCGCCAUGACAAGGGCAUUUGCCAUCCAGAGCGACGACGGAAAGCACGAGUACAGACAUCAUGAAGUCGCCCGGAUGCUUUCGGAAAUACUCGCCCAAGAGACGCCUAAGAUCAGGGAUGCUGGUUACGACUUUCACGGUGUGAAAGUCAUUUAUGCUGGUCUGCGCUUUGCAAGCAGGGAUGACAUGAAGUGGAGCAUCGACAAUUGCAUAGAGCUAAAGCAGGAGUUUCCGGAUUUGAUCUGCGGUUGGUCUUGGCUUCGCCCCUUCGACCUCCAAGGCCAAGAAGACUCGGGCCAGACAUUGCUGUACUGGAUCGAGGAGCUUUUGGAUAUGCGAUCUAGGAUCAAGCAGCUGAACCUAGAUCUCCCUUUUGUCCUGCACGCAGGCGAGACGCUCGAUCACGGAGGUGACACGGACUCGAACCUCGUUGACGCCAUUCUGUUGGGAGCCAAGCGGAUCGGACACGGGUUUAGUCUCCCGAAGCACCCUCUACUGAUGGAGCUGUGCAAGGAGAAGAAGAUUGUAAUCGAAGCCUGUCCGGUAUCCAACGAGGUGCUGGGUCUUUGCCCUACCAUCAAGCUACAUCAUCUACCCGUUCUGAUGUCCAACUGCAUCCCUUGCACCAUCAACAGCGACGACCCGGGAUCUUGGGGGUCGAGUGUGAUGUCGCACGAUUUCUAUCAAGCCUUGGUCGGGACGGAAAGCACGACGCUUAUAGGCCUCCGUACCACAGCCGAGUGGAGUAUCGAGUACAGCAACAUGAGCACCGAGAUUCGCGAGCAGGCUGGUCAAAGUUUCCGCGAGAAAUGGAUCAAAUUUUGUCAGUGGGUUGUUGACACUUACGGAGACAAGGUGUAG